Messenger RNA from Dendrobium catenatum, 2141 nucleotides. Its product is annotated as putative ubiquitin-conjugating enzyme E2 38. The transcript has 8 exons. The coding region runs from base 278 to 1819 and encodes 513 amino acids. The record is from RefSeq and is a predicted model, not a curated record. Gene Ontology annotation, molecular function: ubiquitin conjugating enzyme activity. NCBI's taxonomy places the organism in Eukaryota, Viridiplantae, Streptophyta, Magnoliopsida, Asparagales, Orchidaceae.
ACCCCCGACUCAUAAUCAUCUGAAAAAACAACAGGUUCCCUAACUCCAGCUAGAUUGUUGGCUCCUUAUUCCCAAAGUAGUAGUGUAUUAUUAAUCAUUUGACUGGUAGACUUGCGAUGGGCUAGAGAAAACGUUGUUCUCUUUAAAAAAAAAAAAAGGGAAAACAGGAAGACUAGAGUGCAUCGUUUUUUUUUAUCGUGUUCUCCUCCUAAUUCCACGGAAAUCGUGGCCGACGGUUACGCUAUUCCUGGUGGAAACCCCUCUGCCGACUGGCGCCAUGGAACAUCCUCAGCAAACAUCCAAGUACGCCGUCGCCCACGAUUCCAAUCUGCACCUUUUCAUCGGCAGCCCUUCAUACAUUGAUCCUGAUAUCAUGGAUUUACAGUCUUCAUCGUUGUCGAUCUCGUUGAGUACCACCCAGAAGCGGAAGCGCAGUCAGGUUGUUCCACAUGAUAUAAUUGAAAUAGAUGACGAUGAUGAUCAAGAUGGAGUGGUGAUAAUUGGUGAAAAUUUUUCAGACAACAAAAACAAACAACCUAUGAAGUUCGGGAGUGGUAGUAAAAAUCAAGAUACCUUCCCCUUUGUUUAUGGGAGUUCUUGUACUAAAGUCAAAGCUGAAAGUGAUGCGACCUCGGAUAAGCACAAAGGCUUUGUUUUAGACCCACAGGAUUUCAGUUUUACUGAAGACUACGAUUAUACUGAUUAUGAUGAUUAUGAUGAUGAAUAUGACUUUGGCUUGGGUGCAUUUGAGAAUGAUAAUAACCUUAAUUUGGCUGCUCAAUUUGAUGAACUGGACCUGCCACCUGGAGUAGAGGCAACCGUCCCUUGGUUGCAGUGUGAUGCAUCAAAAAUGCUGAUAUCGAAACCAAACCUAAUUAUUGAGGAUGCGAUUGAUUUGAAGUUCAAAGCAUUUAAACAAUUUGAUACUGUUAAAGAUUAUGCAGAUCAUUACUUUUGCAGACCCGAGCUACUUAAGAUAACUCCUGUUGGAAAGAAGCCCGGAAAGGAUUGGGCUAAGAGGAUUCAACAUGAAUGGAAGGUUCUUGAGAAGGAUCUACCUGAGACAAUAUACGUUAGAAUUUAUGAAGAUCGUAUGGACCUUCUUCGUGCUGUCAUUGUUGGACCUGCUGGAACUCCUUAUCAUGAUGGUCUCUUCUUCUUUGACAUUUACUUUCCCACAACCUAUCCUUUGGUACCCCCGAUUGUUCAUUAUCAUUCUGGAGGACUUCGUCUGAAUCCAAACUUGUAUGCAUCUGGAAAAGUUUGUCUUAGCCUUCUUAAUACCUGGUCUGGCCAUGGGUGUGAGAAAUGGAACCCAACAAACUCGACAAUGCUGCAGGUUUUAGUGUCUAUCCAAGCCUUGGUUUUGAAUGCCAAGCCCUACUUUAAUGAGCCAGGCUAUGCAAAUUCAGUCAAUACUCCUCAUGGGGAAACUAGAUCAUUGGCUUACAAUGAGAACACAUUCAUCUUAUCCUGCAAGACAAUGUUGUAUUCCCUACGGAGGCCACCAAGGCAUUUUGAAGACUUUAUAGCUGGACAUUUUCGCAAUCAUGGCCGGAAAAUCCUUGUGGCAUGCAAAGCGUACGCUCAAGGUGCUCAGGUCGGGUGUGUUGUAGGGAACGGUGUGCAAGAUGUUGACCAGGGUGAUAAGAGCAGUUCUUCCACCUUCAAGAACACUCUGAGCACUCUCUUUGAACAGCUGCUAGUGGAGUUUACUGUCAAGGGAGCAGAUUGUGAUAUUUUUCUUGUUGAAAAGGUAAAAAAUGGGGCUGCGGUUGCCAAAGGUGGAACAGCUGCAUCUAGUAACGGGCAUUACUGAAGCCACAGUUGCAACUGCGGAUAAAACUUCAAGCUGGGUAAAAUAAUUUUUGCAGUGCUGGCAUGCCUAAUACCAGUUUAGAUUAAGCUUGGGUUAUUUAGUUGCUAACUUUAUGCAUUUUCAUUUUCUGUAAAUAUGAUAUGUAAAUAUUACUAUAUUUGUGUUUUUAGUGGGCAUCAGCAUGGAGGAUUGCAGGGUUGUCUAUAGUUUCACAGGGUUGUAAGGGGAUAAACUAUUUAACUUCUGAGCAAUUUGUGUGACGUUGACAUGACAAAUGAAAUUAUCAUUGCAAGGCAUUUCAGUUGCGGUUUCAAAGCUUUAA